AGCCAUGUCGGCCUGAGGUUCGAGGCUUCUGCCAAGGGCCCCGCCGCCGACGACCCCGCGCGCUGGCCCCCGCCGCUCACGCCCCCGUUCGGCCGCCUGUCUGGCACGCGCCAGCGUUGAGCGGACCGCGAGGCCAUGAACGUCAUCGGCAAUGUCAUCAACCAGGUCGUCGGCAUCGAGGACGAGGACGAAGACGCCGUGCCACUGUCGCUGAAAGAACCGACGUACACCGUGGUGAUACCAAAGAAGAAUGGCGUGCUCGGCAUGGCGUACCGGGCCCUCGACAAGGAUCGAGCGGGGGCAUCAUCGUCACAGGCAUCAUGGUGAACUCCUCGGUCCAGGAGACUGGAACUGCACCUGCGAGGGAGACCAGUUGAUCUGCGUCGGGGACAAGAUGGUGAGCGUCAACGGCCAGACAGAUCCGCACGGCAUGGUGCAGGCGCUGCAGUCGAGUGACAUUGUCACCAUUGAUUUCCUGAAGCAUGGGCCGCGCUGGCACGUGACCGGGGUGACGGCCGACUGCAUGGAGAAGAUCAGCCUGGCCAUGGAUAGGGGCAUGUCGCUGAAGGAGGCCCACGCCCGUGGCCGUGAAGAGGAGGCGCCGCAGAUAACGUCCAGCCUGAGCAAGCUGCAGCUCCUCAUGAUCAUUGGGGCUAGCCUGGCGCCGAAUCUGUUUCUCCUCGCUGCGCUCUCUGACAUUGGCCUCGGCACCACGACGUACUCCAACCUCGCCUCGUACAAUGUGGAUCUUAUGGGGAAGGGCAUCGGUUUCAUGUCGGUUCUUUUCGCGAUAUCCCUCGUCGUCGUGGAUUGGUACUACUGGAAGAACAAGGUGCAGAAGCGGAUCACCAUAAUCGUCUGCUGCUACGGCUUCCUCAUCGGAGGGUUCCUGAUGGCACGCAACUACCCCGAGCUGCCCCUGGUCAUCACGAUGAUGCACGUGCCCGUUCUCCUUGGGGCACUCCGCGCCACCGCGCUCAAGGCGGUGCGCCGCCCGAGCUUCUACGGGAGCGUCGGCGCUUGCCUCUUGGCCAUCUCCUUGUUCUCCAUGUCGCUGUGGCUCGUCUGGAUGAACCUGCUGCCCACCACGCACCGCUGGGACAGCGCGACGAAGGCAGACCUCAGGGAGCGCACCUCGAAGAUAUACUCGGCGUGGAACGUCACAGUCAGCAAUCAUGAGUUCACGAUGUAUGCGGACUGGUACUGCCCCGAGGAAGGGGAUCCCUCGCUGUACACGCUAGAUGAAGAUCACUACCGGGAAACCGGAGAGAUGCAGGCAAAAGAAACGGACUGUGGUUGGGACACUUGCGAGAUUCAACCGUUGGAGGCAUUCGAGAUCAAGAAGGCUUGCGCCAAGGUGAAGACCACGUGGCUCCUGAUCUGGAUGGCCCCCCUCGUAUCCUUUGGGACUAACUUCUUGUAUUGCUUAUUCUGCGCCAUCAACGGUUCUUGGCUCAAGGUCACUGACCUUCGCCAGCUUGAGAAGGCCCUGAAGAACUUCAUUCUGAUUAUCGUGUUUGCCGCAGCCGGCGGAUACGUCUCUGUCUCCGUUGCGGGAGCUUCCACCAGACUGACUGGAGCGAUGCUGUCUUUCCUCGGCGGCGCUAUCAUCCUUCUGGUCAUCUGGAUGUACCUGGAGAUUGGGGAGAGGGCUUUGACGGCGAUGCUGAAGAAUUCAGCGAUUAUGCAGAGGAUCCUUGGGCUUGCCACGUCAGACUGGGCCCGCGCGGUCAUCAUCGUCCCGGUCUACCCCAAUAUCCCGUGGCUGUUGGCGGUGAAUUUCCUCAACCAGCGUGCCCGUCGGCUCCGUGACCCGAAGCACACGCAGAAUACGUGGUUCACGACGGGGGCGAACAUGGUCUUCAGGGCCCUGGACCAUUGGAGGUGGGUGAGCAUCUUCACAAAGACCAACUUGCUCGCUAUGCUCUACUUCACACUGGCCCAGGGCGCAGGGAAAUUCUGCAUCGUCCUCCUCUCAGCGCUCAACGAGUACCUUCAGAAGAAUCUUGGCUUCGAGGAGUCCUGCUUGAUCUUCUUCAUCGUUGGCUUCAUGAUGUUCAUGCUUCCGCCAGUGCCUGGUAUCCCUGUGUACAUUUGCGGAGGCAUUAUCGUGUGCGCACAGGCUCGCCCCGUGGAGGGCAUCGGCUUCUACGGCGGACUUUUGAUCGCGGUAGUGAUGUGCACUAUCUUGAAGUUGGUGGCCGCGUGCGGCCAGUACAUGAUCGGCUACACCAUGGGUUGGUCAGUGAAGGUCCAGCAGCUCGUGGGCGUGGACAAGGUCCAGAUCAAAGCCAUCGAGAUGAUUCUCAAGACCAAGGGCCUCAACGCGCCGAAGGUGGCAGUCCUGCUCGGAGGCCCGGACUGGCCCACCAGCGUCCUGUGCGGCAUCCUGCGGGUCAACAUACCCCAGAUGCUUAUUGGCACACUGCCCAUCGUGUUCCUUUGCUCGCCCUCCAUCUUGUACGGGGCCUUCCUAAUCACGCCCAUCACGGACGAGAACGACAAGGAGGGCCGGGCCCUCUGGAACACUCUCUCGGGCAUGAUGCUGAUGGCGGCCGGCUUCUCCCAGCUCGUCGCGAUGUGCCUCGCGCUGUACUUCCUGCAGGACAAGGCCUUCAAGCAUUACGAGGAGUUGAUGCAGCCCAGGCCUGAGCACGCCAAGAUCAUCGCGCUCACCCGGAGCGAAGCGGCGUACAACGAAGCCUACGACCAGGUGACAGACUGGAAGAGGUUGCCGAUGGCUCUAAAGGUCCUGAUCCAGGUCGGCCUUGCUUGCAUGAUUGUGCAAGGCAUGCUGCUGACGUUGCUCGGCAGCCAGUGCUUCCGGCCCUUCGGCGUCAACAACCGUAUCAGCGAUCCUUGGGACGAGGAUGGCCUGAACAAUGACGUCAUGUCAUUCAUAUACCCGCUCGGCCAGUUGGCCAUGUUCCUGUUCACCAUGGGCUGCCUCAUCCACGUCCUCUUCAUGAAGAUCACUGGUCGCAUGGCCAAGAAGCACCUGCAGGCGAUGGAGGAGGCAAAGAAGCGGCGGGAGCAGCCGCCGCCGGUCGAUCCUGACACGGGGGAGGCGGCGACGGCGAUGACCCCACGCGGAGUCGAGUCCUGAGCACCAGCGCCCUUCGGAGCGGCCGCGUGCUCGGCCAUCUCGCCGCGCGCCUCGCCACGCGGGGCCUUUUUUGUGGGGCACGCGCCCGACGCGCCGAGGGCCGCUCUCGCCCCUCCGCGGAGGCGGGCCGCGAAGCUGUUCGGGCAGCUCGCUUUUCCAGGCCUGCGGGCACGCCCCGCGAGCUCGUCCGCGCCGCCGAGCACCCCCGAGCUGCACUCGAAGGUGCUGCGCCUUCACCCCGGCAUGGAGGAGCCCGGUCCUGGAGGAAGACCCAUUUCCAUCACCAGGACUCCGCUCAUGCCAAUCACUGAUCCGAGUCUUGAGCGCCCUUGGCUCCCACGUUCCCAGGCCCGUCGCGCGCUAGUCAUCUUCUCACGCUUAGCGCAGAUGCCUUGCAGAAUGGUUAUAUCUGUUCUGCCAGCUGUCUUGACAAAGAUGCAGCACCAGACCCAGCCCGACGCCCCGCCCCGUGUUUUUUAUUCGCACGCCCCGCGUUGGUGCCGGCUAGACAGCUGCCUGGGAAGAGCAGACUCCUUGCUGCCGUCCAACAGAGAAACAA
Prorocentrum cordatum is the source of this 3665-nucleotide messenger RNA. The record is from the annotation of a GenBank genome assembly. NCBI's taxonomy places the organism in Eukaryota, Dinophyceae, Prorocentrales, Prorocentraceae.